GCGCCGUUCUGGUCCCAUAUAGAUAAUAAUAAUGGGAUCAGAACAACAUCUCGUCUACAAAUUGCAUGCCCCCCUUUUGGCCCAUUUCUAAAUUCUAACCAUUGCAUGGCCUCUACUGAUAUUUCUUACUUUCUGUGCUUGAAAAUUUUUUUCACCAUAUUGUUCAAGAAUACUUCUUGCUAGCUGAAAUGGCCCCCAGAAGUUUUUUCAGAACUAUUCUUUGGUUGAUAGACAGGUGGAUUUUCAGAGAUAGCAAUAAGCUUCCUCGGAAAUUGCCAUUUUUUGGGGUUCUUCCAGCUGUGCUUUUCACUUACAAUAAGCUUCAUGAUGCCAUUGUGGAGCAUCUGCAGAUGAUUGGAAGGACAAGCUACUUGAUAAAGCUCCCAUGGUUUGUGAACAUGGAUAUUGUCGGCACGGUUGAUCCUGAUGAUGUAUACCAUGUACUGAUCGCCAAUUUCGCCAACUAUCCAAAAGGGCCUGAGAUGAAACGAAUAUUUGAUGUUUUGGGUGAUGGAAUAUUCACCUCGGAUUUCGAUCCUUGGAAGAAUCAGAGAAAGCUUGCUAGGUUGUUGAUCAAUCAUCAGAGGUUCCAGAAGUUUAUGGUGAAAACCAACUGGGAUAAAGUUGAGCUAGGGCUGAUUCCAGUUCUUGAGCAUUUUGCUGAAAAUAGCCAGAUUGUGGACAUGCAAGAUGUGUUCCAGAGAUUGACUUUUGAUACAACUUCAAAAUUCAUCACGGGUUACGAUCCUGGAUGCCUCGCUGUUGAUUUCCCAGAGGUCGAAUUCGCCAAGGCUAUGGAUGAAGUUGAAGAAGCAAUAGUCAUGCGCUAUUUCUUGCCUGAAAAUGUUCUGAAGUUCCUGAGUUUUGUUGGGAUUGGACGAAUGAAGACAACGAGUAAAGCUUACGCAACAUUGGAUCAAGCAGUAGCCAAGUACAUCUCCAUGAAGAAGGAAGAGUUGAAGAAGGGGAACAAAUCCUAUGAAGGUGACGACAAUGGUGAAGGUUUUGAUCUCUUGACUUCAUAUGUGAAAGAAGGUGAGCGUAUGGGAAUGGUAUUUGAUGAUAAGUUCUUCAGGGACACAAUCCUCAAUCUUAUGAUUGCAGGUAGAGAUACAACUAGCUCUGGUCUCACUUGGUUUUUAUGGCUUGUUUCAACUCAUCCGGAAGUGGAAAAGAAGAUCAGAGAAGAGCUCAAAGCUUCCAUAUCACCAUCAGGAGAAGAAGAUGAAAAGUUCAGGAUUUUUAAGUUUGAUGAAAUAAAAAAUCUUGUUUAUUUACAUGCAGCACUGUGUGAAACAUUGAGGUUAUAUCCACCAGUUCCUUUUCAACACAAGACACCUCUUAAGCCAGACAUUCUUCCAAGUGGCCUACAUGUUACUCCAAAGAUGAAGGUAAUGUUUCCCUUGUACGCAAUGGGGAGAAUGGAGUCCAUCUGGGGGAAAGAUUGCAAGGAGUUUAAGCCAGAAAGAUGGAUUUCUGAACGUGGAAGGGUUAAACACGAGCCUUCCUACAAGUUCUUGGCAUUCAAUGCUGGACCAAGAACUUGCAUUGGGAAGGAAGUGGCAUUUACUCAAAUGAAAGCUGUUGCUGCUGCAAUUAUUCACAACUAUAAUAUUCAAGUAGUGGAAGGUCACCCAGUUAUUCCUAAUGUUUCUGUCAUUCUCUACAUAAAAAAUGGGCUUAAGGUUAGGGUUACAAAAAGAUGGAAGUAAAUUCUACGGGAGUCAUUGGUAGGGACUCUCCUUUGCACCGAUCACUGUCUAGUGGUCACCAUUUGCACGUAUAAUAGACAUUUUCAACUGGUAAUUUACGGUGUUCCAAAUGCUUUCCAGAACAUGGUGAUCAUUAGAUGCAGAACGGUGCGAUGACCCUACUGUAGGAUUUACUGCAAAAUUUCAUGUGAGUCAUUUGUUGAGGUUACUGAUUCGUAUCUCGAGAAGCUAGUCAUACGCUUGAGUUGUCAUUUGCUUAUCGAUUUUUAGUGAUUUUUUUGGUCA
Coffea eugenioides is the source of this 1997-nucleotide messenger RNA. RefSeq names its product alkane hydroxylase MAH1-like. The transcript has a single exon. Lineage: Eukaryota; Viridiplantae; Streptophyta; Magnoliopsida; Gentianales; Rubiaceae. The record is from RefSeq and is a predicted model, not a curated record. Bases 189 to 1712 code for a protein of 507 amino acids. Gene Ontology annotation, molecular function: oxidoreductase activity, acting on paired donors, with incorporation or reduction of molecular oxygen; iron ion binding; monooxygenase activity.